GCGUAUAUAUAUAUUCUUUAUCUUCUGCAAAAAAUGAUUACUUCUACUGUGGCGGGUAUCGAGUACCCGAUUGGCUCUCGCCCAUUCCGAGUAAAAAGUGUGAGUCGGUUGAGGACUACGGCAGUGGUACAAAAAAAAAACAAGCAGACAACAAUUGCGAUUUUGCAAUCUUCUGGCAAUCUCGCAAGCAGCCACGUAUUGUGAGGGCAUUUUAACAAAAGCGUCCUGUGCUUUAAAUCUGCCGCUUCCCUCGGUGUGGAGCGGACAAAGACACGCGUCAUUGGUCAGCGCCGGCAGCCAAUCGCGAGCCGCGCCGCUCAUUAGCAUGCAGGUAUCCCACCAAUGGCGGCGCGUGUUUACCGUGCGCGCGGGGCGCCAGGCACGCAGUUGCACCGCGAGAGGAAAGCGCCGCUUGCAAGGUCGGAGGCACGAUCGAGCCAGGCCGGAAGCGUCACAUGCAGUCCCCGCUGCAUCCCGACUCCGAGGCGACUCUCAGGCCGGACGUGCCGGAGCUCCGUCCGAGCGACUUCCAGACACUUUAAAUGGGCCUCGCACUCUUCCCUGCAGCCUCACCUCCACUGGUCGGGACCUUUUAAUUCAUUCUUAGACAACAAAUUAAAAUGCCAAAAAGGUGAUCGGGUUCGACGCUUUAGGCUGCACGAGCCCCGCGACCGACUGAAUGCAACACACAGAUCCGCAUCAGAGGAUUAUUAUAUGGGCUGCGUUUGAUUUUCCUCACCGGGCCCCAUCCGGAUUGCGGAUUACUGGACAUUGUCGGGAAUGGAAGGUCGGGACUUCGCGGCUCCGGCCCACCUCCUCCCGGAGCGGGGCCCCCUGGUGCACCGAGCCACCUCUCGGAUCGCCCCCUCCGGCCACAGCUCCGUGCAGCACGCCGGUCACUUCCCCGCGGGGAAGUACUACCCGUCGCACAUACCGAUGGCCCCCCACUCAGGCAGCGGAUUGAUGGGAAAUUCCUCCGCCUCCUUCAUGGGGACCUUUCUGGCCAGCAGUCUGGGCUCGCCCCCUUCCCACCCGUCUCACCAUUCCCGGCCGCCCUCCUCGCCUUCCUCGCCCUCCUUCCGGGGCGGACCCCAUUCCGGCGCAUCGCAAAUCUGGUUCUCCCAUUCCCACGAAGCCGCCGCGGGGUAUCCUCGAUUCUCAGGGAGUCUGGCCCACACUUUUCUUCCCAUGAGCCACUUGGAUCACCAUGCCAACAGUGGAGUUCUCUAUGGUCAACACCGUUUCUAUGACACCCAAAAAGAGAACUUCUACAUUCGAGGUCUACCGUCACAGCCACCUCUCAUCUCAACCAAUCAUAGUCUGGCACCAAUGUCCAGGGCGGGCUCGGGACUCUCUCAGGGGCCCUGCAGCAGAGAAAGAGAUCCAGGUGGUGGAACAAGUCUGCUUAAGAGUCUUAAAGAAGGAACUAUGGAGAGAGGAGUGGGACCUGGCAAAGACAAGGAUCGGUCUACUAGUAAACAGGAGGUGAAGGAAAGACAGCAACAGCAGCAGCAGCAGCAGCAGCAGCAGCAGCAGCAGCAGCAGCAUCACAGCCACCAGGUUGCCCUCCCCACACUCCACCAUCACCACCAUUCCCACUCCCAUCAGCAGCAUCCGCACUAUCCUCAACAUCCGCUGCCCCUGGAGGAGGUCAACAGCCGAGCCCUGGAGAGGCACAAGGCUUCACUCCCGAUGGAGUACACCAAGGAGCCACAAAUUAUGGGCAAGCCUCUGAGUGCUUGCUUGCACAAUGGCAAGAUACAAAAUGGAGAGACGGGAAAUGUGGCCGGGUCUAAAACCUCUAUGCCCAGUUGUGGUGGGGAGGGCGCACCUCUGGGAACUAUUGGAGGUGGAGGAAACGGUCAUGGCAGACAUAUGGGAUCUAGCGGAAAUAGCCGCUGCACCAAAGAAGGGAUAAGUGGGGAGAUGCGGAUUAGCGAACAACCAUCGGACUGCCUAGAAAGGGGUCAGGCACCACUCCACCACUCUUUGUCUUACUCCGUACCCCCACCCUUGCAAUUGGGUUCCACUGGAACGGCACACCCCCAUCCGCACCCGCACACUCACCCCCAUACACAUGCGCACCCGGGUGGCUUCCACUGCCUUCAGCUUCACCCGAGCCACCCACACCAUCCACACCCUUCCCACCAUGCUCACCACCACCCAGAAUUCUUCUGUCCAGCCCCUCCUGCCCCGCUCGGUAACGCUGCCUCGCAUGACAGGGGACAAGCGAAUGCAGGACGUGAACCCAAAGUCACCGGGCCUACAUUUGUGCCGUCUGUGGCAGACACAGGAGAAAAACAUGGUGGGCCGUUCCAGUUUUGUAACCCCGAUUGCCAGAUUGUCGGCAGUGGAAGUGGCAAUACCAAGGACAAAAACGUGGACAAAAAUGGAGGUGGUGGACACCACAGUAAUUGGCAUAGAAAACAACAACAAGAUCAGCAACAGCACUCAUACAGAAAGACUGAGAAGGCUACAGACUGGAUGCAGUCGCACCAUCAUCAUCUCCAAGUCGCUCAACUUCCUCCACCAAUUCAACAGCAGCAACAACAACAACAGCCUCCACAAACACAGAAGCAGCACCAGGCUGUACGCUCACGCAGUGUCGAGUGCGUAAACAAUGCGGUUGACAUGGACAUGUUCAGAUCCUCAUUGACCCAGGUACCCAAGACUGGACACUCUGUCCCCCAUUCUGUCAACACUUCUCCUUACAGGGACUGCUCUCAUCCAGGACCCCCACCAAAUUCCUCCCCACUUGGAAACAAAAACAUGAGUCAGCAUAGCGGUCCGGGCGGUAGCUGCUCCUUACAGAGAGAUGGCCAAAAAGUAGCCAGGAUCCGCCACCAGCAGCACGGACGAUCCGGCCCAGAUGCUCCCCCUUCGGGUGACCUAAACCACGGAACGGUGCAGGAGAUUAAACGAAAGAUGGACAUGUCCGCUUACAGUUACGGCAGUAACAGUGGGCAGCAGCACCACCAGCAGCCCCCUGUGCCGCAAUGGGCUAUGAGACCCACUCAUCACAUGCCACACAGUGAGGAAGAACAGAGAAAGUCCUACAUGGAGUUGGGAACCAGUACUAUGCAACAGUCACAGCAACAGCAGCAGAGAAUGAAUCAGUCUGCUCAGCCAACAUCUGCACCUCCGGUCAGUCAGCAACAGCAGCAGCCACAGCAACAACCUGAGCCCCAAGGCUCAACUCGGGCAGAGAGCAGCGCCAUGAAAAGCUUACUUAAGUACAGCAACCAGCAACAGCCGCAGCUCCUCUCGCAGAAAACCCCCUUUGGUGGUCUCGGGAGCCUAAAAUCGGGCCCUGCUGGAGGCAGCUGCACCCUUCAGAUCAACAAACAGAGUCUACCAUCAAGAAAAGGCCUGGUCAAUGACGGCGAGCGUCCCGAUUACGGGGGACGACAUCGCGACAUCGGGGAAGCGGGCCACGGGGAAGGCGAGGUGCGGCAGCCGCCGGUUGGGAUUGCGGUGGCCGUGGCGAGGCAAAGGGAGCCGUCGUGUCGUUCGGCAGAUGGUCAUUCCGCCAGCCGACAUGGCAGGGUUCAUCCCACUGUCAAAGGACCGCCCCACACCAUGUACCCCCCUGAUCCAACUACUGAGCAGGAGAGGAAAAUGAUGAGUGGGGAACAGAUAAGUCUGACGUGUUUGGACAGGGACCGAGACGCAUACAUCAGAGAUAAUAAGGAGAGGGUGGAGUUUUCAAGGAUCCAUCCCUCCAACAGCUGUCACGGGGACCUCACUUCUCAUCUCGUGGUCCCAGGCGGGACUUCCCUCCAAUCUGGCCAAUUAGCAGACCCUGCUGGGCAUUCUGCUCACCACCACUGGAUGCCAAGAACUGGUAGCCCAUCCCUUUGGAUGACUGGACACUCUUAUGCAGGCAUAGGUCAUACGGCCCUGCACCAGAAUCUUCCCCCUGGUUUCUCCGCAUCCAUGGCAGGCACUCUCCAACCGGUCCUGCCUCUGUCUCAGGAUCCCUCUGCCCAGUUGGUGGUCCUUCCCACAGACGCCCCUGCGCAUCCUGCGCCGCACCACCUUGAUGUGAUGGAACAGCCAGGGCUUUGGCCCCCAGUGUACACCGCCCGGGGCCCGGCCUCCCACAUGCAGCAUCCCACGGUGUACUCGCGAUCCCAGUUUCUACGGCAACAGGAGCUUUACGCUCUCCAGCAGCAUCAACAGCUUCAGCAUCAGCACCAAAGCCACCAGUCGCCGCAAACGCAUGCACAGCCUCAUCAACCCCAGCAGCAACAGCAGCAGCAGCAGCAGCAGCAGCAGCAGCAACAGCAGCACAAACCUGUGCACGGCAUGGAUAUGCAACAACAAGUCCCUCACAAUGCACAGAUGCAAAAGAGGGCAGAUGAAGCCUCUGUUGACCUGGAGGAACUUACCCCCAAACCGAGGACAUCAAAACCAUCCAAGCCCUACUCCUACAACCCCCCUCAAAAGAACACCGCACCCCCUGGAGCCUGCACUGCUCUCUUGUCCCCUUGUUGCCAGUCCCCUUCAAUGUGCCCACAUCCCAAGAGCACUCCCUCAACACCUUGCCCCGCUCCCAGCCCCGCUGUCACGGCGCCCCGCUCUCCUGCGAUCAGUCCAGCCUCGUCCCAGAUGCCCAAGGGGGCCAGCCCCCAGGAUAAGCAAGGUGACGGCCAGGCCCCACAAGAUUACCCAGAAUCCGUUGAGCCUGACCUGCCUCCGGGAUACACCUACUCGGCUGUCACGAUUGGCUACAGAAGCGGGCCUUCUCCUCAGGAUAUCCAGCUUGCAGAGCCAGCCGACCUGGAGGCGAUCCAAUCCGAGCCCUCCGAGCAUGCCCCGCAGUCCCUCUCUAGCAUAGGGGAGGGCCUGGACUGCCAAGUGAUGGUCAGGCCUCGCCCGGAGCCAAUUGCACCCAAGGAAGUAGAGCACAGAGAUGAGAGGAGCAUCAUCAAGGGGGUCCUGGACCACAGGGAGGAGGUGGAGGCAGCAGUGGCGACGGUAGCCAACUACGUAUCAACGGAGAAUGAGGUGGAGGAACAGGGGGCUGCCGAGGAAGACGUGCUUGUCUGCCCCCCUGCUGACAGCCCGGUGUGCGAGGCCGCUUCCUGCCCAGUGCCCCUUUGCGCCGAGGAACCUGAAAGGUCAGAGACCGUCAUCACCUUGGAGGAUGAUGAUGACGACGAUGAUGAGCCCAUGGAUGAGGAGAGCCAGUUGGAGCAUGUUAUGUCAGAAGAGCAGAAGCCAGCACCGGGCACCAUCGCAGAGCUCAACCCGACAUCCCCGGCAGCCCUUGAGGAGCAGUCUGGAUCCACAGAAGAAGUCAAGGACAGCAAGCAAGAGCAGGCCGCCGACAACGCAUCGAUGGAUAUGGUUUGUCUUUCCCCUGCCGGAGCGUCUGUCCCGAGCCCAAGACAGGCGAGUGCUGCCGAAUCCCAGAAACCUCUCGUCCCCUGCUACUGGAGCCUUGAGCUGCUCAUCGCGGCGGCCUUUUGCACAGACAUACCCCCGUUUCCCAUGCUUCCUUCGAACACGCCAUCGGUCGGCCCAUCGCGGCCCAAGCCCUGCCAGGGUAUGGAGCUUCUCAGUGAAGUGGCCGACCUCGAGUUGCAACAGAAAAGGCACAGCAAUGGGGAAAGCAAAGAGGAAGAGGCGCUGAUGUUCGACCUUCACAGCCUCGCAACUCUGGCGACAGCCCGAUCACUGGAGACGAGUUCACAGGGAGGCGACAGUGCGCGUUUGGGUCGACAAUACUCAGCCCGCAAGACCGUCAACUUGCGUCGAAAAUGCAGCUGGACACCGCGCAACGAACCAGUGUGCCAAGCUAAAGGCAGUAUGGAAACGAUGGACGGCCCUGAGCUUGAAAUGCGUGUCAAGUUGGCUGAGCUUCAGCGUCACUACAAAGAAAAGCAGAGGGAGCUGGCUAAGCUACAGAGGAAACACGAUCACCAAAAAGAAGAAACGCCACGUAGCCCAGCACGGAGAGGACCGGGACGACCCAGGAAGAAGAAGCCCAUCCUCCCCACAAGCUCGGCGUCGUCCGAGGGCCAAAGAAAAGUCAAGCCGAUGGUGGCGGGGCAUUCCCUGACGCUUGAGGAGUUAGGAGGGGGAGGAGAGAGCCAGAGAAGGAAGAAGAGGCUGUCCGCUCGAGGGUUUGAGCAACUCGGCAGCGCACAGAUAAAAGCUCAAGGUUGCAGAAAAGGUGGUCCUCAAAGUGUUCUGGGCUCCAAGUUGGCUGCCGACGUGGCACAGCUCAAACAGAAGAGCCAGAGUAAAAAGAUUCUCGCGGGGAUGCACUACCGGGACAAGGACGUUUCACCGUGCAACUCAAAGCACGGACACAGAAGUCAGGGGAACAGGCGAGAAUCCGGGGGACACAGCGACACAGCAGGAAGCGUUGACAGCGGCACUCAGGAGUACUGGGCUGGGGAUCUGCACCGUGGAUCUAAAAAAGCAACGCAUGAUUCCGGUGGUCACAAAAAGACCGGAGCCAGGGGUAACCGUGGACAGAGACUGGAGUCGUUGGGAGAAAGUUCCAAUCCUGAGAGUGACUCCUCAGAACAAGCAGAGGAAGAGGAGGAGGGAAGUAUUGAUAGUGAUGAAGUUCAAGAUCCAAGACCCCAACCAGCAAGAGAUGUGACAUCCAGCUCUCCUGUGACAGGGCCGAGUCCUUCGUCCAUUGUAAAACUGGAGGCCAAUCAGAAAGCCAGGAACAAAAAACAGAGACAGGAGCUUUACGGCUCCCUUACACUUUGCGGCAUAGACGGGGAGGUCAAAGUGCGAAAGAAGAAUCCCUGCAGGUUGAGCCUGGCCAGUCCGGUCAAAAUUCGCCAUCAGGACCACACCACAGAGGGGGUUAGGAAACCAUGUGCACCCAGGUCCAAAGAGCCUCGGUGGGGGAGCCACGGCAACAGAGGCAGCCGUUUCCGUCGUAGCAUGGGGCUGCCUCCCUUUCCGACAACGAGCGAGAGGUUAAAGAGGGCUACACGUAAAAGCACCAUGUUGAGAGGAACAGUUAAUAAGCGGAGAAAUUGCUGGGCCGCAGUCUCAAAGAGCGAGGACGGCGGCAGAUGCAGAACAGUCGAGGAGCAACAGGCGAAAGGUCGAGCAGUUAGUCGGCUCCUAGAAAGCUUUGCGGCUGACGAGGGCUUUCAGAUGGACGGCGGCAGCUUCUCGGAAGAGGAGGCGGACGACAACGGUGAUUCGUGUUCCAAAACCCCUGAAGUUCCUAAUUGUGUCUUGACGAAAGAACUGUUAACGGACGGACUGAAGAUUCUGGUCUCAAAGGAAGAUGAGCUUCUGUACGCGGCCAGGAUCCACACCAUGGAUUUGCCAGAUAUAUUUAGUGUUACAAUUGAUGGGGAAAGAGGAAACCGUGCAAAGAUCUAUUCUUUGGAGCAAAUUCUUCGGGAAGCCGUCCUCGAUGUACGGCCAGAUUCAGAGGCUCUGUUGAGUGAUGGAACCAGGGUGUGCGCUUACUGGAGUGAACGCUCACGCUGCUUGUACCCAGGUUAUGUUCGCAGAGGGAUUUCAACCGAUGAGGCGAAGCCAGGAGUGAUGGUGGAGUUUGAUGACGGAGAUCGAGGGAAGAUUUCUGUCCCAAACAUCCGCCUUCUGCCUCCGGGAUAUCAAAUUCACUGUGAGGAGACAUCUCCUGCUGUGUUCGUACCCAGUGGGAGUCAGGUCAAGAAAAGCCCCAGUUUCAAACAUGCAUCGGGUGACAGACACAACACUGUCAAUAUGGUCAAAAACAACCAAAUGCUAACCCUCCAAAAAAGAAGACCAGGGAGACCAAAGGGAUCUGGGAAAAAGCAAAAACAACAACAGCUAGCCGAAAAUGCCAAUAAAAAGUCUCCUCUUUUUGUGGCUUGGCCUUCAUUGACCGGAACCAGGAAGAGGACUUCCCACAAUCUAUUUCAGCUCAAUGGGACACCAAGAAAAGCCUUGAGAUUGAGGGAGGAUGACUCAUUUGGCUUGAAUCAGAUCCAGCCCUCCGUCUCAACCCAAUCCAAAGGGCUUUUCAGCAGUAGCUCCUUUGAGGUGGACUCGUUCAGUAGCAUUGCAAAUGGCUACUCCCCCUUCUGUACCAAGUCUACAGGAUCACGUCCAGAUUCAUCCGUUGGUCCUAGAAGUGGUCUUUAUGGACAGAGACAAAGACAAGAUGACUUGGUAGUACCGAGGGGAAAGAAGUCAGGACAAGAAUUUCCAAUCAAGUUAGACCAUGAAGGAGUAACCUCCCCAAAGACCAAGAACAGCAAGGCUUUAUUGCUACAAGGUGGCUCUUCCGGGGUUAGCGGAAUGCCCAAGACGGAGGUUUACUCACAUCCGGUCCUUCUGGUUAAAGACAACAAAAAGGGGGAUAACUCUAGAGUUGAACUUCUCAAAGGAACCACGCCUCAAAGAAAGCCUUCCACUUCAUUGCAUCUAGGAGAAUAUGGAGACUUGGGCUUCAGUUCGCACCGAGAAUGUCAUAGCUCCUACUCUGACCUGGAUGAUGAAGAGGAAGAAGAGCAGGACAGGAAAAGGAGUGCACUUGCAUUAGUUUCGGGAGGUUUAAGGACUGCGGGGCAUUUCCUCUCUCAUAUGUCAGUUUCAUCCUCUUCUUCUGGUACAUCCAGUUCCUCUUCAUCAGGUUCAAUAUCAAGCUCCAGUCUUUGUUCCUCCGACAACGACUCCUCCUACAGCUCAGACGAUGAGGAAAGUUCUACACUAAUGCUUCAGAACUGCCUGUCCUCUCACCGGGGAGUCCUACAAUCCAGCGAACCCUCCACUUCCUCACGGCAACAUUCAUUUGUGGCUAAAGCGUUGGCUGUUUCCAAUACCAAAAGAUCACCCGAUGAACACGUCUCCAACAGUAAAUCUCUUAAGAGGAAAGAGUGCAACAGUUCAAUCUCUAAGUCAUCUCGAGACUUUGUGAAGAAACCGAGAAUGCAACCAGAUGACAUUUCAUAUAUUUCGAGGCCCAAGGUGUCCGCAUUCCUUGCAGGACGCCAGAUGUGGAGGUGGUGUGGCAGCCCGACACAGCGGCGAGGCGUAAAAGGCAAGGCCAAGAAGCUUUUCUACAAGGCCAUCGUGAGAGGAAAGGAGGCAGUAAAAGUAGGAGACUGUGCCGUUUUCCUCUCAGCCGGACGGCCUAAUCUACCAUACAUUGGCAAAAUCGAGAAUUUCUGGGAGUCUUGGACCUCGAGCAUGGUAGUCAAAGUCAAGUGGUUCUACCACCCCGAAGAGACCAAGCAAGGAAAGAGGCAGCGAGAUGGCAAGCACGCCCUGUACCAGUCAUGUCACGAGGACGAAAAUGACGUUCAGACAAUCUCGCACAAGUGCCAGGUUGUGAGUAGGGAGGAAUAUGAGAGUCUGACACGCAAUCAGAAGCUGAACAGCACCUCUCCAGACCUGUAUUACCUGGCUGGGACGUACGACCCCACCACUGGUCAACUGGUCACUGCUGAAGGGGUUUCGAUCCUGUGCUGAACCUUUCGAAGGAAACAAAACUACUGAAGAACUCCUUGCCGGAAAUAUUAACGUCCAUUACUUUACGUAGAAGACUCUCCAAGCCUUGUAAAGUGACAUCUGUUGCUUGGUUUACGGCUGUCUGUCUUGAGAUUACACACUGGAAACGAUUGGGAUCAAACCUUCAUGGAAGAGAUUUUGACUUCCGUUACUUGGUCCUUUGAAGAAAAAUGGCUAAACUCUGGGUCUUCCUGUGCAUCGUAGCCAUAAAAAAAAAAAAAAAUAAAAAAAAUGGUGUUACAUUGGUCAAACAGUCCCCUAGACCCUGCUUCUGUCAUGUGGUACCAGAACAGAGCUGGGCCCAGAACCACAAGGCAAUGGGUCUCUCAGGACCAAUUCGAUUAAGGUAGCCUUACCUAAACUAAGAAGUGAAAGCGAGACUUGGGACUCUCCCAAAGCCUCCUCAUUCCAGGGAAGUUGAAAAAUGUAUAAAGUUGAUGUCUGUAAAUAUUUUGAAACUGAUCCAAAUCAAGCCAUACACUUCAGUACCUCUCACCUGUCUUCACUGUUCAGGUGUACAGAUUGUCCAGAUGGAUUAUUGUAUUGUCGUCUGUUGUAUAUAAAGUAUGUACAGAAAAGCUAUUUUAUACAGGAUUAUAUUGUAUAUACGAGAUCGUAUCUUUCCAUGUUUGCAAUUGAUUUAUUUUUAUAUGUGUAUAGAUUCUUGUUGGCUUUUUUUUUCCUUCCUUCCUUUCUUUCCUUCGCUUUGGGAGCUCACGAUUGAAGAUGUUGGUGUUGCACUACGUACGUACGCCCUGCUGAGACAGAAACAGACAGCACAGAAAGAGAGAGAGAAGGAUUUGGUGUAUAACAGGGCAAGACUCGCUCUCUGAGAGAUUUCGAGUCAUCCUGUUUUAAAAAGGUCAAGUGGCUUUUUUUUUUUUUUUUUUUUUUUGUAAAUGUUCAGUUACAAUUUUUUUUUUUCCUUUAAUUUUAUUUAUGUACUUUUUAAGUUUUAGGAGACUGCGAUCAUUCAUACUGCUUUAAGAUAUGAAUGACAGUUGUGUCAUCACUAAUCAUGUCCGUACAAAUUAAUUUAGAACAAGACCGGGCCUUUUAACGAGAUCAUGUGCGACAUCCUUAAUACAUACCAAAGUGGCUUUAGUAUCUUUAUUUCGAUUGAACACACGCAAAGCAUUGGAUUGGAAUCGCAAAUCAUGGCUAACGUCUUCUCCCAACACUCCUCCACCGUGUCCGUAUUGAAUCUGCAAUGGAACAACGGCUUCUUGCACUUGUACCUGCGGUUUUGUUUAGUGCAAAAACAUUGAGGAGGAGGGUUGGGGGGGGGGGGGGGGGGAAAUAGCCUGCCAGGGGAGCUCGAUCAUGAAUGUCCAGGUACUGACAAAAUACGACAUUGAACAGUUUGAACAUCCUGCAUCUAUUUUGUACAGUACAUGCGCAUACUCGUUACUAACUGUGAAGGACAAUCAGAUUCACAAAGCAAUGGACAAAGUUCAUUCAAUCUGAAAACGAUUUUGAUUUGAGUUGUGCCAAGUACCUUUUGUCUACUUUGGUCUUGUUUUAUAUCCUGACUCUUGUAUUCGCAAAGGUUUAUUUUGUUUGCCAACACUUAUUUAUUUUCACGUCAACGUUGCUGUUUGUUGGAGGCAAAGAGCGCUUUAUGAGAAUGUGACAUUGUUUUUAAAAAUCAUUGUGAUGUCGCAUUUUGCAUUUCUUAAAUAAAAGUGGUCUUCUAGAGGCCAAACGGUGAAAAGAAAUAAAAACACUGGAUUGUUCUC
This is a messenger RNA of Syngnathoides biaculeatus (alligator pipefish), 11228 nucleotides long. RefSeq names its product BAH and coiled-coil domain-containing protein 1. Gene Ontology annotation, molecular function: chromatin binding. NCBI's taxonomy places the organism in Eukaryota, Metazoa, Chordata, Actinopteri, Syngnathiformes, Syngnathidae. The record is from RefSeq and is a predicted model, not a curated record. Bases 781 to 9450 code for a protein of 2889 amino acids. The transcript is spliced from 29 exons.